Messenger RNA from Triplophysa rosa, 3217 nucleotides. It is a transcript of the gene chrm4b, whose product is annotated as cholinergic receptor, muscarinic 4b. Gene Ontology annotation, biological process: adenylate cyclase-activating adrenergic receptor signaling pathway. The record is from RefSeq and is a predicted model, not a curated record. NCBI's taxonomy places the organism in Eukaryota, Metazoa, Chordata, Actinopteri, Cypriniformes, Nemacheilidae. Gene Ontology annotation, cellular component: plasma membrane. The transcript is spliced from 2 exons. Bases 63 to 1409 code for a protein of 448 amino acids. Gene Ontology annotation, molecular function: G protein-coupled acetylcholine receptor activity.
GUUACUGUUUUGAGUCAUUUAAAAUCCUCCCCACUGUUUUCUCAUUCAGACUGCUGGAGAUCAUGAAGACGGCUCUUUCUGCUGUUUACUCGGGGGACUUUGAAUGGUUUGUCUUCAAUGGUUCCUCAAUCAUGUUCAACGGCAGUGUUCACAAUCCCUCCACCGACGAAUCGCACAUUGUGUCUGGAAGAUCACAUCGUGUCUACGGGACUGUGGGAGGUACAAUCAUCAUCAUUCUAACCAGCUGCAUCAGUAUGCUUACAGUCCUGGGCAACAUUCUCGUACUCCUGUCAAUCAAAGUCAACCGCAACCUCCGAACCAUCAACAACUACUUCCUCUUCAGUCUGGCUUGCGCUGACCUCAUCGUUGGUGUGUUUUCAUUGAAUCUCUACACCGUGUACGUUGUUAAAGGCUACUGGCCUUUGGGACCACAGAUGUGCGACUUGUGGCUGGUUGUGGAUUACGUGGUAAGUAACGCCUCUGUGAUGAACCUCCUUGUGAUCUGUUUCGAUCGCUACUUCUGCGUCACCCGGCCUCUGAGUUACCCGGCCAGGCGUACCGCGGGGUGGGCAUGGGCCAUGAUCGCCGCCGCCUGGUUGCUCUCUUUGCUUCUCUGGGCUCCGGCCAUCCUUUUUUGGCAGAUUGGGAGGGAUGGGCGUAAGGUCCCAGAGGGCGAGUGCUACAUUCUGCUCCUCGCCAACCCCGCUGUUACCCUGGCAACCGCCAUCCCUGCAUUCUACCUUCCUGUUGUAAUAAUGACUGUUCUGUAUAUUCGGAUAUCCCUGGCAAGUCAGAGGCGAGUUUUUAAGUCGAAGCUCGAAUCGGCAAACCUUCUUAAACCAAAUGGAGGAGCAUCGAUCAACACAGAGCCAGAUAUAGUAAAUGACAUUAAAAGAGAUCAGACGUGCUCAUUCAAAGAUGACCUCAUCAAAAAAAGCAAAAUGCUCGGCGACUCUGUGGAUUCAAGCCCCGAUGCCUCUGUGGCAGAGCGAGGGCUAGAUACAAAACCAAACACCGUCACGGAUUCUACGGAAGUGAGUAACAAGAUGCUUUGCUCUAAGAGUACCGCAUUCAAAAGCCAAACUUGUAUACACCGAACGGCUUCCAAGGUUCUCAAAGAUGUCUCCAAGUUGACUCGGCGAAAGGCUGUGAGAGAGAGAAAGGUGACGAGGACGAUUUUUGCGGUUCUCCUGGCCUUCAUCUGUACCUGGACGCCUCAUAACGUCAUGGUUCUCAUUGCUACUUUCUGCCACUGGUGUGUUCCAGAAGUUCUGUGGGUGGUGGGAUAUUUUCUGUGCUACAUCAACAGCACUGUUAAUCCAGUGUGCUACGCUUUGUGUAAUGACACCUUCAAAAGAACAUUUAAGAGACUGUUGAAGUGCCACUUUCGAAAUCAGAGCUUAAAAUGAGAAGUCUCUUGAAAGAACAGUUCGUCCAAAAGUGAAAAAUCUGCCUUUAUUUACUCACCCUCGAGUUGUUCCAAACCUGUAUCAAUUUCUUUGUUCUGACGAACACGGAGAAAGAUAUUUGGAAGGAUGCUUGUAACUAAACAGUUCUUGGCCACCAUUGACUAGAAGGAAAAAUUGCUUUGUAAAUUAUUUUUUGGUCCGUUAAACACAAAAGAAGAGAUUUUGAAGAAUUUAGGAAAGCAAACAGUUCUGGGGCACUUUUGACUAACUUACCUACCAUUUUUCCUGCGAAGGUAGUCAAUGGUGGCCGAGAACUGCAACUUUCCAAAUAUCUUUCUCUGUUCAUCAGAACAAAGAAAUUUAUACAGAUUUGGAACAACUUUUUUCAAGAAUUUUUAUUUUUAGGUGAACUUUGCCGUUUACAUGGAUUCAUUCUAACAAAUAAACGAUGAAUCAUGUCACUAAAGAGCCAAAGAUGAAAAAGUUUUUGCUGAGGUAUUUGAUGUUUAUGUUGCUAUAAUUGCAUAUGCCAAACGUCUGACUGUAUAUGACAUAUUAUUAAAAAUAUAUUUUUUGUACAUUUGUAGAGCACAAGUAGUUUUUAGGAUGCAUUCUUAAAACAUGUAUAGACCGCUUGAAUGCAACACUGUAUUGAUAUGUUUGUGAACCAAAAUAAAAUGUGCUGGUUGAGCUAUUUAACGUUUAACCUGUGGCUAAAAUUGUAUGUUCCAAACAUUUGAAUAUAUCUGACGUUGUACCUGUAUUUUUCUAUGUCCAUUUAAUCGUCAUAAAGUUUGUAACUGUACAAAAACAAAUAAAAACUGCUUGAUUUUAAAGGUCCAGUUUGUGGAAUUUAGUGGCAUCUAGCGGUGAGGUUGUGAAUUGCAACCAACGGCUCACCCGCCCCCUCCCUUUUGAAGCACUACUGUGGCUGACACAGGACUAAGAUAUAUCGUCACAUUUUUGCUUCUUUGCAAUAGGAGACGGCAUGUUUACGAAACGCGCUCUGUAGAGCAGUUUGUCCGUUUAGGGCUACUGUAGAAACAACAUGGUGAAUUCCAUGUAAGGGGACCCGCGGUGUAUGUAGAUAGAAAUAACUCAUUCUAAGGUAAUAAAAACAUAAUGCUUCAUUAUGUAAGGUCUUUAUACACCUCUGAAGACAUUUGUAUAUUAUAUCGCAUUUCUCUAAUAUCACACAUUGCACCUUUAAAAAAGCACCAGAAAUUAUAUUGAAAAUACACUUUUGUUCAUUUAUUCACAACCUGUAGAAGUAAUUAGUGUUGUAAAUUUGAUUGUACAUCCAUUACAAAUCUAAAACCAUACAAUUAUAAACAUAGAUAUUUCAUAUAGGCCGUUACUUCUAGGCGCAGUUUAACGCAUUCAGUUUACAUGUUACACCGUACAGAAAUGGUUUUCUUUCAAAAACACUGUUGUUGUAAUGUACAUAUAGAUGCUUUUAGGGGCAAAUCUAGGGUCAAGUUGGUUCUCGCCCGAUUUUUCUUUAGUAAAGACGAUCUGUUAGACAACAAAUUUGCUGUGGCCUAUAUCAUACAUGCAAAUUACAAUUAAAGAUUUGCUACCAAAUUACAACAGCAUAGACAACCAUACAUUUACUAAAUACAAAAGAAAGAAAGUGGGGGUAAUAACAAUAGGUAGGUCUACAGUUUAUUUCACCAUCUCUGAAUUUGAAGAUGUGGGAAUGUGCCAAUGUGUGGACGGGCAGGGGUGGGGUGGCUGGUCUUCAAAUUAGGUCUCCUUUCCUUUUCCCUUUUUCUUCUCCCCGUUCUUGGGUUUGGGGGUCUUUGGGG